This is a messenger RNA of Eriocheir sinensis (Chinese mitten crab), 2543 nucleotides long. RefSeq lists its product as uncharacterized. The coding region runs from base 170 to 640 and encodes 156 amino acids. Lineage: Eukaryota; Metazoa; Arthropoda; Malacostraca; Decapoda; Varunidae. The record is from RefSeq and is a predicted model, not a curated record. The transcript has 4 exons.
CCAUACCUCGUCCAUGUAGGUUUAGAGGUCAGGAGCGCGUCGUACUGACAUCCUGGGAACAGUAUAUAAGCGGCGCGUCCUCUGUGAGCCACGCACACUUCCCAGUAGAGUCUCUUGGUGGUAGGUCGGGCCGGUGCGUCGCAGUCCACGGCACCGACAUAGAGAUAAGAUGAAGCGGGUUUUACUGUUGCUGGCGCUGGUGGUCGGGGCGGCCCUGGCCGCGGAGGAGCCUCAGGAGGCGGUGGCGGAACCGGAGGGCGAGGUGGAGGGAAAAAUGAUGUUCGGGGUCUCCACCCUGGCAGUGGCCAAGUCCUUCAUCAGUGUCGUCUGGUAUGGCUUCUCGGUGGCGGCUCAGGUCGUCAUCCUCAUCGCCCUCGUCUUUUUGAUCGUCACUCUGGCUUCCGCUAAAACCAUGCUACGGCAAGAGAACAGCAUGGACGACUACGAGUACUACCAAGUCCCCGCCUACGGCCACAGCGGCUACGACGCCAGCAACGGCGGCAGCGGCGGCGGCAGCAGCUACGCCUCAGGGUACAGCAAGAGGUCGGCGGACUUCCCUUCCUUCCUGAACAUGCCAGUCGUCCAGAAGCUCACAGAAAGGGUCCACCAGGCCAUUGAGGCGUACAGCGCGCAGAACUAGCGUCGGGGCCUCUGCCUCACGCCGGGCCGCGCCCAGACUCACCCUCUCCGCCCCUUUUUUUCCGGUGUGCCUUUUGCGAUACUUCAUCUAUCUUAAAGACGAAAAUCUAUCCAUCUUGUUCAGUCUUUCGGUAUUUAUAUUUAUCUUCAUCUAUUAUUUAUUCUUACUUCUCCCAGACAGCACUCGCGGGUUCGAGUUGCCUUUGUCGUAUGAGUAAAUUAGUUUUACUCAGUCAAAAAGAGACGUAUUAUUAUAUGUUUUAUAAUUUUAUAUGAUUCUUCUUCUCAAGUCAAUUGAUAACCCACUACUAAUGUUGAAUGUUUAUAUGUACUUCUUUUAAGAAAUUAUUGUAUAAUGAAUGUUUUUGUCUUGUUACACAGGACAAGCUUCAUUAAGACGAGACUUGUUCGACAAGUGACGCCGCUCAACUGUCCCCGUGACCUCUGACCUGCGACCCGAUAAGCCAGUAGAUUUCUUCUUGGUCAAAGCAACCACUUAAUCCCCAGAGACGCCCCCCCCCCGCCCCCCUUGGCCAGUGCCCGUGUAAAAACGUCUCUUUGUGUCCGUCUUCACCCAACCAUGAUCUCCCAUAUCCAUUAAGGCCUUCCAUUAGCCAUGCAUGCACCAUUAGGGCACCACCAGUAUUGCCCUUUAAUGCACUAACAUUAGCCACAACAUCCAUUAAGCCACCACCAUUGGCCACGAUGCCCAUUAGUUCACAACCAAUGGCCGUACACUCUCAACUCCUGCCCAUCGCCUCCAUUACUCUCCGUCCUUCCCUCCCUGCGCACCUCCGCCUUUUACGAAGAGUCAGAGAUCAUGUAGUCAACAUGAAACUGUGAUCCCCUUCAGGAUUAUGUCUAGUUCACUAGCUUUGACUGACUGUGGCUUUCUUGCUCUCUACGUUUGAGUGUACCUUCUGCUGCGACACGAACACACAAAGAGAGACUCGUUCAGGCUUUAUAUUUUUCAAACCGCGACUGUUUUCCUUUGACUCGACUUUGUAUAGUUUUUGACGUGAUAUUCUAAUGUUCAUCCCUGUUCUUCCAUGACAGUAUCUCUCCGACUUUUCUUUACAUACAUAUAUUUUUAUAAUUCAUUCUCCUUAGCAUUUAACGUGACUGUAAAGUAAAUGCAGGACUGACGCGCUGUGACGAGCUUUCUUAACUUUCUUUGACGUGAUAGAAGACGACGUUAAAUAUGAAAAAAUAGACAAAGAAUCGACCAGUAGACUCCACUUUCUCGUUCUCGUAUCCGACUGAGACGAGAAAGUAUAAAAAAAAGUCGACUUGCAACGAACAGAAUGACGAUUUUGUUUAUGUCUCGGCGAAGCGACAAGCAGGACUGCAAGAACAUUCAUUUCCUCACUCCAGUCUUUCACAAAGGACGAUUAGAGCAACUGCGACGAAGGCGAUCAUGUUACUCCUCCAUCUCUCUUCUCCUCCUCCUCCUCCUACUUCUCCUCCGCGGCUGACGCACGACGCGACUUACUGCCCUGACUAACGCCCCGACGGGACUCUCCUUCCUUCCUUCAUCCCGGCUUCAGUGAAGGAAACGAAGGCACUGUGACUUGCCCUUGACAAUAAUUGCUUCUCAGGUGCCUCAAACACCGAUAAGCUGACGCGAGACACUUGCUGACGCUAAAACUGCUGACGCGAGACAACUGCUGAUAAUCUGACAUGAACAGAUAGCUUUUAUGACUGCUGUGACGACAUAAGCUGCUUACUGUGUUCUUUUCUUCACUUUGUUUUCUUCUAUUCCACGACUGCUUUGUAUAAAGUGCGACUAUAAACUGUACAGAAACCUAAACUGUGUGUGUGUAUAUAUGGACUGUGUUAUGCAAUGUAUUUAUUUUUGUAUGAUAACGAUGUUAUUUAUGAAAUAAAAUUUCAAAUUGUUUAAA